AUGAGCAUCUCCACGACAGCCCCCACUGCCGCCACUACUAGCAAGGCAAACAACAAGAAUGCUAUUGCAACAGAACCUCCCGUUCGAAACUCCGUCUCCCGUUCCAAGGAACUCUUGUCGUGUGCCAAGACGGCCUGGAAAAUUCAACAACAACAACAACAACAACAACAAAACGAUCCAUCUACUCCGCCGUUGAUGGUUCCCAAUUUGCAAUUGGCUUCUUUGGAGGAACCUCCCUUUUCGUUGGUCAUAUUGGAAGAAGGUUUGACGUUGCUACGAGCCAUGGAUUAUGGGACCCAACAGCUUCAAAAGUUGGUCCGACGUCGUGGACACACCAACGAUCCGACGGUGGAAAUCUCCCAGUUGGUCCGACAAUUGGAACAAGACACCGAAGAAUUGACCGAUUUCUGCAAACAGCUAUUGGUCAAAUAUGGGAGAAAACGCAAGCAGGAACGAAAACAUUGGGAAUUUGUCGUCCAGUGGUUUCAACAAGUCGCUGCCAAAUAUUCCAAGCAGCUACAGGAAUGUUUGAAGUUGCGAGGGGAAGUCUUGGCCGAACAGGCCCAGCAACGACGAAAGUUGGUAGAUUCGUCAUCCUCCAACAAUGCCAAUGGCAACAACAAUACUAAUACAAACAAGAAGAAGAAAAAGAAGAAUACAAGUCUAGCAACGGGUGCUUCGAAUAGACGGGCCAAUGCGACUCCCUUGUUUGACAGUCCCUUGUUUCAAAACAACAAGAAAUCAUUGAACAAUAAUGCUACAUUGCGAGGAAAAGGGGUUCCAUCACCACCCAUACAAAGUGGUAGUGGAUAUGGUGCCUCGAAUGGUGGUGGUGGUGGUGGUGGUGGUUACAUCAAUAGUAAUAAUACCAAUGGAAGUCGUGCGGGCUAUGGUGGUGGCGGUUAUGGCGGUGGUUUCAGUGCUGCCAGUGGCGGAUAUGGAAGCACCGGAAUGCGACAACGCAAAAGUGCAGCAGCCUCCUCCCAUUACGGAAAUCAACAACAACAACAACAAGAAGUAGAAGAAGAGGAACAAAAGGUCCAAUACCAAAUUCAACAACGACAACAACAACGACAAACCCAACAACGAUUGGACGAAGCGAGACAAGCCGAAACGGCACUGGGCGAAUUAGGCACACUCUUUAGCAAAAUGUCCAAUCUCAUUGUCCAACAAGGAGAAACCUUGGAAAAGAUUGAAGACGACGUCGAGGCGGCCCAUGCGGAUGUCAUGGCCGGACAAGACGAAAUUGCCAAAUUGUACAGCAUCAAAAAGGGGAAUCGACCAUUGAUCAUCAAAACCUUUGCCAUUCUCAUCUUUUUGAUCAUUUUCAUGAGGGGCUACAAAAAUUAA
Molecule: messenger RNA, 1350 nt
Organism: Cylindrotheca closterium
Lineage: Eukaryota; Bacillariophyta; Bacillariophyceae; Bacillariales; Bacillariaceae
Source: the annotation of a GenBank genome assembly